UCUGGCUCAAAAAUACUCUGUCCUCGUUCUAAAAGCGUAGAUCAUUUGGAAGAACAGGCUGUACGCUCAGAAUCAUCCACAAGACACAAAAGAAGCUGGAACGCGCAUUCAUUCCUGGCAUUUAUAUAGUACUCGCCUUUUCUUAUCUGGUCAGUCCCUAACCCUUUCACUCACCAUUCCGCUGAAGACCAUUACCUCCUCUCAUGAACCGAUACCAAGCAUCAACCACGAUAAUCUGACACUUGUGCCUAUGGCUCUACAGACCAGCGCACAUUCACGGUCAGCCAGCCAGUACAGCGGCAUGGCAUCUGAGCCGUAUGCGUCAGAACGGGCCGCAGAUGACGCUACGCAGGAUCUCUGGAUGGCCACACUGGCGCAUGUGGAAAGCGAUGGCAGCUAUGCCGAGGUGCGUCACGGUUCAGCGGCAGCGCGGGAGAGCUGGGCCAUGGCCACGCCUGAGCUGUCCGAGGCUGUGCACGAGUUCCCACAGCCCCGCGGAUCGUGCGACGGGUCCGGCAGUGUGGCUCACCGGAGGCCACAGCAAACGGCGCAGCAGUAUAAGCGCAACGGCAGCUUCUCCAUGGCGCUAUUGCAGAGCCACAUGUCCGCAUCGUUUUCCGAGGAAGAGGCCGACCAGGAGGAGGUGGAAUACUUGUUUGACGACCAGCCCGGCGCCUCGCCAAUCGCCACACCGACGGUCGCAUGGCAGCAGAUCUCGCAGGGCAAUGGUGCCGAGGACGGGAUGCAGGGGAUCCGCCGUGGCAGCGUCUUGGCGACGACCAUUAGUGCGCCGGUGUCGAUGCGGUUGCCAGAAAACGACGCGUAUGCUUACGGAAACAAUGCAAGACGUGGCCAGGGCGGCGUGCUUUCGGUGUACGACCCUGUGACCGCCGUGCGUGGCGCGCGGACUGGCACCCGCAAGCACAGCCGCUCGUUGCUUGUCCUGCCAACAACGGCCUGGCAUACAACCGCCGUCCACCAGCCAAGAGCACAUGCCGCGGCAAGAACAAAUGACACGGCGAAUAGUGCCGACAAUGCCGUGGGGAGCGGCGGCGGGAGCGCUCGCGGCUCCUCGCUGUUCAUGAGCCGCCGCUCGUCGCCGCUGCUCAGCAGGGCCUCGUCAACAGGCGCUGGCCUUUUGGAAAACAUCCGGAGGCUGUCUGGCUACACAUCGAAUGGGUCGGGAAAUGGCCAGAGGAAGUCGAUCGAAAUUCGGCACCUGACUCCGUCACCUGCACCGUCAUCGCAGAGCCACAGCUCUGGUUACGAUAGUCACAGCGACAGCUGGUGCGGCAGCGGCGGUAGCGGUGCGAUUCCCGGUUCGACAGCGUACCAGGAGGGCAGCGGCCGUGGGCGGAUCGAUUCGCCGGUGAUGCGCCCAAAAGUAGAGCAUUUAGCGUCGGUGGCGGUGCCGCCAGUCAGCGAGACGGCCACAAUCUCGAGUGGCUUUGCAAGACACCGCAACAAUCGUCCGCCCCUGGCACGUACCGCUGCCGACAACACCACAUAGCAUCCCAGCGGCUGUCCCUCCACGAAGAUAAUGUAGCAGGACUACAGCUUUGUACCACAGCGACUGCGAGCAGCGCUAGGUUGUGGGCAGCACAGCGUGCUGGAUGGGGCGGGCGAGGAUGCACAAGCGAAUAGGACACCGCCGUCCGCUGGAUCUGGGGCGGUUCCUAGCGGAGUACUACAGCCAGAGUUUAUGAAGCGGGUGGGUGCCCGACUGGCGC
This is a messenger RNA of Linderina pennispora, 1730 nucleotides long. RefSeq lists its product as uncharacterized. Lineage: Eukaryota; Fungi; Kickxellomycota; Kickxellomycetes; Kickxellales; Kickxellaceae. The coding region runs from base 251 to 1510 and encodes 419 amino acids. The record is from RefSeq and is a predicted model, not a curated record. The transcript is spliced from 2 exons.